Paecilomyces variotii is the source of this 2418-nucleotide messenger RNA. Its product is annotated as 14-alpha sterol demethylase Cyp51B. The transcript is spliced from 4 exons. The coding region runs from base 362 to 1942 and encodes 526 amino acids. Gene Ontology annotation, biological process: ergosterol biosynthetic process. Gene Ontology annotation, molecular function: heme binding; iron ion binding; monooxygenase activity. The record is from RefSeq and is a predicted model, not a curated record. NCBI's taxonomy places the organism in Eukaryota, Fungi, Ascomycota, Eurotiomycetes, Eurotiales, Thermoascaceae.
GAGUGGCGUGAUGGCCAAGAUUGCAGCGUCUCUGAUUUGUUUCCCCCUGUGAAUUUGUUCGUUUCCAGGGGCGCGCCAGUGAGCGACAAGAUCCAGCUCAACUAAGUGCGAAUUAUCCUAGGUUGACACCCGCCCGUGCGGACAACCCGUGGAACAUCUAAAGGGUGUCGUUCUGUACCCCAUACCGGGAAUAGCAAGGCGUGCUCUGCUGGACUCUACCCUAUCUUUCUGCCGCGCGCCUUCAAUUCUUCCUUAAGUCGACUUCGUCCCUAUCACCCUCAUCCAGGUCUAUCUCUUGGUACGCCUUUCUUCCCUUCUCCUUGUGCCCUCACCUGUCUCUUCCGCGACCAGUGGCGCAACGAUGGGGUUGCUCUCCGCUGUGCUCGACAAGUUCUGCGAGCAGUGCUCGUCCCAGUCCCUCUGGGUUCUGGGCGGCAUCGGUUUGGUGUCCUUUGUGGCCCUCUCCGUGCUGGUGAACGUCGCGCUCCAGAUCUUCUUCAAGAACCCCAAUGAGCCUCCAGUGGUCUUUCAUUGGUUUCCUAUUAUCGGCAGCACGGUCAGCUAUGGCAUUGACCCUUUCAAGUUCUUCUUCAGCUGCCGUGAAAAGUACGGCGACAUCUUCACGUUCAUACUGCUUGGAAAGAAAACGACGGUUUUUCUAGGGACCAAGGGCAAUGACUUCAUCCUCAAUGGCAAGCUCAAGGACGUCUGCGCUGAGGAAGUCUACUCGCCACUUACGACGCCUGUGUUCGGAAAGGAUGUCGUAUACGACUGCCCCAACUCGAAGCUCAUGGAGCAGAAGAAGUUCGUCAAGUAUGGUCUUACCACGGAGGCCCUUCGAUCCUACGUGCCUCUGAUUGUUCAGGAGGUCGAAGAUUUCGUCAAGACGUCUCCUGCAUUCCAGGGUGACAAGGGCAUUUUCGAUGUCUGCAAGACUGUUGCUGAGAUCACGAUCUACACCGCUUCGCGCUCGCUGCAGGGAAAGGAGGUUCGCAGCAAAUUCGACUCUACGUUUGCCGAGCUUUAUCACGAUCUCGACAUGGGCUUUGCUCCCAUUAACUUCAUUCUCCCCUGGGCACCUUUGCCCCACAACCGCAAGCGUGAUGCUGCCCACAAGAAGUUGACCGAGACCUACAUGGAGAUCAUCAAAAAUCGUCGCAAGCCCGACAGCAAGAAGGACUCUGAGGAUAUGGUGUGGAACCUGAUGUCCUGUGUGUACAAGAAUGGCCAGCCAAUUCCCGACCGUGAGAUCGCUCAUAUGAUGAUCGCGCUUUUGAUGGCUGGUCAGCAUUCGUCUUCCUCUACCUUGUCCUGGAUCGUCCUCAAUCUUGCUUUGAAGCCAGAGAUCACGGAGGAGCUUUACCAGGAACAGAUCCGCGUGCUUGGCUCUGACCUUCCUCCUUUGACGUACGAAAACCUUCAGAAGCUCGAUCUGCAAGCAAAGGUCAUCAAGGAAACUCUACGUAUCCAUGCCCCCAUUCACUCAAUCAUUCGUGCCGUUAAGAAUCCCAUGCCCGUGGAAGGAACUUCAUACGUGAUCCCCACCUCGCACAAUGUCCUCUCCUCUCCUGGUGUCACGUCGAGGACGCCUGAAUUCUUCCCGAAUCCUCUGGAUUGGAACCCUCAUCGUUGGGAUGAUGAGACCCAGGCUCCUACCGACAAGGAAGACGAAGAGCAAAUCGACUACGGCUACGGUCUCGUCAGCAAGGGUACUAGCAGCCCCUACCUUCCUUUCGGCGCAGGACGACACAGAUGCAUUGGCGAGCAGUUCGCCUACCUGCAGCUCGGUACUAUUACGGCUACGCUGGUGAGAAUGUUCAAGUUCAGGAACCUGCCAGGAGUCAACACUAUCCCAGACACGGAUUUCUCGUCCUUGUUCUCGAAGCCUCUCGGCCAGUCGAAAGUGCAGUUUGAGAAGCGUCAACUGUCCGAAAAAGCAUAGAAACCUCACGAGUCAGUAUUAUGUUAAGCUUCCGUUCCUCCCUGUGCGAGGGAGUGGCCCUUUAAUUCUUGCCAUGCCUGUCUAUUCUUCAGCUGUGUCUGGGACGAAGGGGAGUUGCACAAGUCGUUGCUGAUGCCAUCAUGCCAUCCACGAGAUCUGGUCUUCAUCGCGUUUAUAUGUGCUUCUGAUCACUUAUUCUUCUUUUGCCGAACUGGCUCCAGUCCAGAUCCCAUCUUAUGUCCGUAUUUUUUUUAAUUAAUCGCGAACGUUACGAGAUACUCCGGGUUGCGGCAUCCCACCCUGUUCUACGUGAUUUAUCUAACGUCACGAUUCGGCCGCCGAGAUACCAUUACGGAGAUCUCGCCAAAGCUUUUGUGUAUACAGAAAUCAAAAUGUUGAUAAACCGAAGAGAUGAAAAGGGAAGCAUGUCACAGGAUUGAACAAGAGCACUAUAGAUAGUCUGUACAAGUCAUAAU